UGCUUAUCAUUUUGGCAGUUCUUCUCUAACUUCAGUCCCAAUGUGACAAUAUCUAUCAUUCUUGCAGAAGUCUUGCCAUUGAGGGUCAGGGGCUUUGCGCAUGGCCUCUCCGCCGCAGUUGGAGAGUUCGGUGCCGUUUUCUCUGCACUACUCUCCAACUGGCUUACUACUCCCAUGGUAAUCGGCCUGGCCAAUGUCUCGUGGGUCUUCUUUGCCUGUAACUUGAUGGGUGCUAUUAGUACUUAUUUCUUAAUCCCCGAGUCGAAGAACAGAGAUGCGGAUAGGAUUGACUUUGAGUGA
This is a messenger RNA of Hyaloscypha bicolor E, 300 nucleotides long. RefSeq lists its product as uncharacterized. The transcript has a single exon. The annotation marks the transcript as partial. Gene Ontology annotation, biological process: transmembrane transport. Gene Ontology annotation, cellular component: membrane. Gene Ontology annotation, molecular function: transmembrane transporter activity. The record is from RefSeq and is a predicted model, not a curated record. Lineage: Eukaryota; Fungi; Ascomycota; Leotiomycetes; Helotiales; Hyaloscyphaceae.